This is a messenger RNA of Triticum aestivum (bread wheat), 2670 nucleotides long. RefSeq lists its product as uncharacterized. The transcript has 4 exons. The coding region runs from base 1612 to 2493 and encodes 293 amino acids. NCBI's taxonomy places the organism in Eukaryota, Viridiplantae, Streptophyta, Magnoliopsida, Poales, Poaceae. The record is from RefSeq and is a predicted model, not a curated record.
CCAGUGCAAAAUACCCCAAAUCGAACCCAACCCUAACUCGUGCCUGCUGCCGCCGCCGUCGCGCUCGAUCCAAUCCUCUGCCACCAUCGCCGCUGGCCUCGCGCUCCACCCAGUCCUCAAUCCCCCGUCCCGGAGCUCGCACUCCCCCGCCGCCGGCCUCGCACUCCCCCGCCGCCGGCCUCGCACUCCCCCGCCGCCGGCCUCGCACUCCACCCCGUCCUCAAUCCGCCGUACUCAAUCCCCUGAGCUCCAGACCUAGAUCGAGGCGCCGUCCUCGCGCUGUCCAUCCAGUCGCCGUCCGCGCACAACCCCCCUCCCCCCGACGUCCAGCCGACGUCAUUGCCAAUCCGACGGCAUCCAUCUCCGGGCUCCCGCUGCUGCCGCUCCUGCUGCUGCGGGGCUCCAUAUCCGGGAUCUUGCUGCCGCCGGAGCUCCAUCUCUGGGCUGCUGCUGCUGUCGGCCCUGCUACUGUUCGACUUCUGCCCUGUGCUACCGGGCUCCAUCUCCAGGCUCAUGAGAUCCGUCCCCAAGAUUCGUCUGUCCACCGCCCCCAACCCCAAUCCCAUUCCACGUCCCCGAGUCCCCGACCCCAUCCCUUACUCCCUUCCUUGGAGUCACAGCCUCCGACAACUCUGUCCGUCGUCGCCUUGCACCUCAGGCUGGAGGGAGUGGGCGUUGCUAGAUCUCACGACACUGCAUCUGUUGUUGACAGAACGCACCACUUGUGGCUGCUAUGUUUUCUCCCUCAUACAUGGCAUCAAUGGUGUGUCUGCCUGAUCCUACAACAAGUGUUCACUCUUUGAUGAGUCUUCUAAUCUGCAAUUUAUGCCUGGUCCAUCUUCAUGCUGCACAUGGUACUUUGACAUGGGCAUCAGCCUGACAGGAAUCCACUCCAAUUUUAUUCAAGCUUGCUAGGUUGCCAGACGAUGGGUGCCGAAAUUUCUUAUAUCUCAUAAAUUUGGAAGUCUUGAGAAGAUCAUGCAGUUGUUCCAAUAUGCCGGGGUACUGAUCCACGAGCACCUAUGGGACCGGCGGACCGGGUCCCUUUCGGUUCGGCGGGGGCGGAGAUCGUGCAAAGAGUGGAUCGAGGUGAUGCACGCGAGCGAUUUACCCAGGAGUGGUCAUGGCUCACAGUUCGGAAGAGUAGUCUGGGUCUGAAGAAGAAAUACCUCAGAUGCCGCAUGUGGCUAAAAGAGCAAAGUUGGCUGGUUAAAGAAAACCUACUAAGCCGCCAAAGAUUCCGAAUAAGAAGUCUGAAUUUGAAUCAGAGGAAGAAGAAGAUGAUAUUCCCUUGGCUCACAGUCAGCCCGAGGAUGAAUAGAUCAUCGACUCAAAGACUUUUUUCUCCAAUGGAAAUCCCAAGAAGGGUGGUCGCGGUAGAGAAAGAAACACCGCAGCUGAGAUAUCUGAUCCCGAGACUUAUAAAACUCCACCUGGAGUUGAAACAACAACCAAAAGAAAUAUCAUGCUGCAAAGGAUUCACCGUCACUGGGUGAAGAAGUGGUUCAACUAUGAGAAUGUCUAUGGAAAUAUCAGAUCUUGUUUGCAUUCACCCCACCAUGGAAUGACUGCAUAGCUGAGGGUUGCCUCGGUCUAGAUGAUGAAAAAGUCAUGCCAAAUCCUCCCACAAAUGCUCAUGUUGACUCACUGAAAACAAUUGCUGAUUUUCCCAAAGAAGUGGAUAAGAGAGCCAAGGCCGCAAAGAGAAAUGAAGUGGAACAGAGAAAUCUUGAGUUGACUCAACAAGACGUGCAAGAGAAGAAGGAUCGGGCUUUUGCCCGAAAAAGGAAGUUUGUUUCUCCUCAAGCCUCUAUAAAGAAAUCUGUUGCAAGAGAAUCCAAGAAGGCAGCUUCUGCUUCUGAGUCCUCCGAUGAGAAUGCUCCCAAAGAAAUAUCGAUGUAUAACCAGCGAGCUCUUCUUGACAAGCCAUAUCAAACUCGUUCACCAGCAAAGGUUUCACCUCCGUUCAGAAUGUCACCAAGGCUUGCUCCUGCUGGAGUCUCAGACCCUUCGGGUUCUGCUGCCCCUUCUGCGAAGAUAAAGUUGUUGCCUGAAGAGAAAGCUAUUGUUGCUAUCAAGAAGGCCAAAUCUAGGGUUCCUGCUUCCACAAAGGAACAAAAGCAUGACUUUGAGUUCAUGAUUGAUCUUGUUGAAUGUGCUGCCUACGAUGCCAAAUCAGCUGAUUUGAGCAGUUUGGAUUUGCCUGAUGAUGUUAUCAAAUUGGUAGCAAAACAUUUCACGGAGCUGGGAGAGAUCACCAAGGAGCUAAACCAAGCUGUUGAGGAUAUGAAAACCCUCGAGCAAAUGAGGAGAGAUGCAUGCAUAGAAUCUGAAAGAAAGAGCCUGAACAAGGAGAUUCUUGAGCUCACCAAAGCCCUCACUGUUAUGAGGAAUAAUAAGAUUGAGUGGCACACUAAGCUAAAAAUGGACAUUUCCCAGCUGUGUGAUCGAAGGCAUGAAGAGAUUGAACGUCAAGUGGUAAUUGCUCGAUGAAGGGAAAAGGAAGAAAAGCGUCAAAAAGCCGAGGCAAGAGUGAUGUCGCUAGAAGCUACGUCGGUAUUUCCUCAAAGAGGAAGGGAUGAUGCAGCACAACGGCGGUAAGUAUUUCCCUCAGAUAUGAAACCAAGGUUAUUGAACCAGCAGGAGAACCAAGCAACACAAUGUAAACAG